This is a messenger RNA of Psylliodes chrysocephalus, 779 nucleotides long. Lineage: Eukaryota; Metazoa; Arthropoda; Insecta; Coleoptera; Chrysomelidae. The record is from the annotation of a GenBank genome assembly.
AACCAAUGUAACCAUGUUGAAAGUAGCCGUCCUUUUUACAAUUGUCAAUGUAGCUUUAGCUAUCCAUUCAUUGGACGACCAACAUCUAAAAAUCUGGGGAGGCAACGAUACUGAUAUCAGCGCCCAUCCGUGGACAGUAUCCCUUCAAAACUGGAACAACUCCUUCUGUGGUGGUUCCUUAAUCUCCUCCACUUGGGUACUGACAGCAGCCGACUGCGUCUCGGGCAUCAACUUGAACGUAACCGAACUGACAAUACGAGCCGGUAGCAGUCAACCGGACCAAAACGGGCAACUGGUAGAAGUAUCAAACAUCUUGGUCAAUCCAAAAUACAACUCUGUAAAUAUGGAGAACGAUAUAGCUUUAUUGCAGCUGAAAUCGCCUGUUACUGUUGAAAGUGCAAAAGUUGCUUCGUUACCAAAAGCUGGAGAAGAACUCGACGAGGGUACAGCUGUUAAUGUCGUGGGAUGGGGAGUUGAAAAAAACUCAACAGGAGCUUCAAUUCUUCAAUUAGUAGAACUUCUGGUCAUUAAUAGAAACGCCUGUGCAGAUCAGUACACGGGCACUUCCGUGGAAGUACCAGACACUAAAUUCUGCGCUAGAGGAAAAGACCAAGACGUCUGCAUGGGUGAUUUCGGUGGUCCUGUUGCAGUGGACAACGUAGUUUAUGGAGUAAUAUCUCCAGGACUUGGUUGCGAAGCUGAUUAUCCUGCAGUGUUUACCAAAGUGUCGAAAUAUACAAGUUGGAUUAAUGAAGUUACUGAAAUUUAGAUGAAUAAAG